CUGGAAGUCUUUACCUUAGCCUCAUGCUAAUAUAGAAACAAAAGACUUUCUGUAGAAAAAAAUCUGAAUAAAUAAAAUAGAAUUUGAACAGCUGCUGGCACACAAGAAACAAAGGACCCUUGAAAUAACUUCCUCAUGGAGGCAUGAGCAAAGCUCUGCCAACCUGUCAGUCCAGCCAUGCAAGAGAGAGGGAGAGAGACAGAGAAAAAGAAAAGAGGGAGUGAAGCAGAGAUUCUUUCAGAUCUCAGCAGACGUUAAGAUUUUCAACAAACAAAGAAAACCAAUAGCCCCUGGGACCGCAAGCGUGUUCUGUAAACUGAUGCCACGAGGCAGGUAUGAGAAAGAUGCCCGAGCAGAGUGGUCACUAUAGGCCUGUAAGCACGCAGGCAAAUAAGAUCAGUUACCAAGGCACUUGUCAAGAGAGCCCUGGAAUGGGGAUGAAAAGAUUGCAGAAUCGAUUUCUCCACAAGGAUGGCAGCUGCAAUGUGUACUUCAAACACAUCUUUGGGGAAUGGGAGAGCUACGUAGUGGACAUAUUUACCACACUGGUGGACAUCAAAUGGCGCCAUAUGUUUGUGAUAUUCUCCUUGUCAUAUGUUCUUUCAUGGUUGUUCUUUGGACUAGUCUUCUGGCUGAUAGCAAUCCAACACGGAGAUUUAUUCCAUGAUGAAGAAAUAACCCCCUGUGUUGCAAAUGUCCAUACCUUCACCGGAGCAUUCCUAUUCUCCCUUGAAACCCAAACGACCAUCGGUUACGGUUACCGCUGUGUUACAGAGGAGUGCUCUGUUGCAAUCCUCAUGGUUAUCCUACAGUCAGUACUGAGCUGCAUUAUUGACACCUUCAUAAUUGGAGCAGCCUUGGCUAAAAUGGCCACAGCUCGAAAAAGAGCUCAAACCAUUCGCUUCAGCUACUAUGCCGUAGUUGGCUUAAGGGAUGAUAAAUUUUGCCUCAUGUGGCGCAUUGGCGAUUUCCGGCCAAAUCACAUGGUUGAGGGCUCUGUACGAGCUCAGCUUCUGCGCUACAAGGAAGACAAGGAGGGGAGGAUGACGAUGGAAUACAAGGACUUGAAGUUGCUAAAUGACCAGAUCAUACUUGUUACACCAGUGACAGUCGUGCAUGAAAUCGAUAGUGAGAGCCCCUUGUAUGGUCUAGACCGGAAAGCUUUGGCCAAGGACAACUUUGAAAUCUUGGUCACGUUUGUCUACACAGGUGAUUCAACAGGAACUUCGCAUCAGUCAAGAAGCUCAUAUGUCCCCAGAGAGAUCCUCUGGGGCCAUAGGUUUAAUGAUGUCUUACAUGUAAAGAAAAAAUACUAUAAGGUGGAUUGCUUACAGUUUGAAGAAACUACAGAAGUUUAUGCUCCUCACUGCAGCGCCAUGCAACUGGAUCGGAAGGAGCAAGAAUGGAACCGAACUGAGAAGACACAGGAAAAAGAAGUAGAGACGUCGGCACUGGAGAUCAAACCAUUUAGUACUAACCAAAAGUCAUUCAGUGCCGUUGCUCUCAUCACUAGUUGUGAAGAUCCAGAAGACCCACUGACAGCUGUCAAUCAGCCUUCUGAAGAAAUUUCUUAUCAGAAAGCAGCUGUGACCUUAAGUAGGCUAUCAAUAGAGUCCCAAAUCUAGCUUUUUACUGCAAUUAAAAUAUCUUCCAACAAAUUGUCCCAGCAUAGCUUUUAGAAUAUAAACAAUGAACUCAGAUGCACAAGUAUUUAUGUUAUAAACCUCAGUGACAGCAUGCCCACAUUGUAAUACACUGCCGAGCUGCUAGAAGGAGCUUCAUACUGGUUAGCGUGGGUAUUACUAACAGCUUAGCAUUGGCACAAGAAAACAGCUCACAUUUGGGUUGACUAGACAGCUACUGUACUUGAGUAAGCUUACUGUAAACUUCACUACCCUGCAGGGCCCAGUGUUGGAUAUACCCAGAGAUAGAGAAUGAUCUAGGCACGGAACAAAACCAGUGUGCCCUCAAGGUCAUAUUUUUCAAAGCUGCCUAAUUUAUUUGGAAGGCCAGUUCCUGGUCCCUCUAGGAGGCUCUGAAACUCCCCCACCAUCACAGCAAACGAUUGUGCUUUCAUUACCAUUGCACCUCCCUAGCAGUUCAAAUGGAGCCCUGGGGUUACACUGGUCAAUCUGUGGGGCUGCUCUUUGUAGGAGGCAGUGAACUGGCAAAAAUAACUGAGCCCAGUAUUACUGGGUAGCUUUGGAAUCCUGCUUGCACCCUGCCUAGUCCUGUGGGAUCCUCAGUGGGAUCCCGGAGAGCUUUUCUCAUUUCCUAGUCAUGAGCUGCCGCUCCUCAGCAGCUUGAGGUAUGUGGUACGUCAGCUGGCCCAGGGCUGCAUGAAGGUUGCAUUCACCGGGUCAGAGGGCUGCCCACUUCAUUUGCACUGUUCAGAAGUCACGACGAGAUCUCAAGUUUGAAAUUGGAAUCCACAAAAUCAGGUUGAGCCUCAGAGAGAAGAUCGUGGUUUUAGAGUGAGCUGUGCAAUAUUUUAAAUCAAAACGUCUUUCAUUUCAGAAUGACAGCCUUGCUUUUCUUUUUGGGAGGUUAUGCUUCUUUAAAAGGACAAAGAUCAAUCUGGAGACCAAACAGUGUGAUUUUGUCAAAAUGAAAUAUUUUUAUUGAUCUGAAAUGACCGCAUAAAAUUGAUCCUUCACAGAGAAAUUCAUCAUUGUCAGCUGUCUGCUCAAUUUGGAAGAAAGGAAAAUGUUAAUGUUCUGAAGUUGUCUGUGACAUGGAAGUUCUAUGCUCUGCACAUCUCUGUAAUCAUUCAAUAAGCUAUAUCUUAUCAUGCUUUUUUUCCCCUGAUGACUAUGGUGAAUUUGCAUUGUGUUUAAGUGUCAUGCUAACAUAAAAAUAAUUAUCUCUGAA
This is a messenger RNA of Tyto alba (common barn owl), 2871 nucleotides long. RefSeq names its product potassium inwardly rectifying channel subfamily J member 16 (gene KCNJ16). Gene Ontology annotation, biological process: regulation of monoatomic ion transmembrane transport; potassium ion import across plasma membrane. The coding region runs from base 336 to 1625 and encodes 429 amino acids. NCBI's taxonomy places the organism in Eukaryota, Metazoa, Chordata, Aves, Strigiformes, Tytonidae. Gene Ontology annotation, cellular component: plasma membrane. The transcript is spliced from 4 exons. The record is from RefSeq and is a predicted model, not a curated record. Gene Ontology annotation, molecular function: inward rectifier potassium channel activity.